GUAUACGUUUUCAGCCUCAUAGCAACUGAGAGACAGGUGCAUAGCAACAAUACAUCAAUACGCGCUUUGCUUUGGCUUUGGAGCACUUCCUACAUACACGAAACACAACAUAAGGAGAAAGAAAGAAAGGUACAAACAUGUCGAUAGCACUCUCACAGCCCCGCCAUGUAUUUGGCAUGAAGGGGGAUGUCUCUGGCAACAUCAGCUAUGUUGACGAACAGACAGUGGUCUACCCUUGUGGUAGCAACAUCAUUCUCUACAACAUCGACCAAAAGACCCAGCGAUUCAUACCAGGAUCGGACAAGAGCUCUGGAUUCUCUGCCACAUGCGUCAGCCCCAACAGAAGGUAUAUCGCGGUUGCAGAAAGAGGGUCAGACAAGGCACUUAUUACCAUCUAUGAUCUCCACUCCCUGAGGAAAAGAAAGGCCCUGAGCUCCACUGACAUCCAGUCCAAUGAGGUAGUCAGCAUGGCCUUCUCUCCAGACUCCAAGUAUCUGAUUGCCCAGGGGGGCAGGCCAGAGUGGACCUUGGUCUAUUGGACCUGGGAAAAGUCCAAAGUGAUGGCUGUGACAAAGACUACAAAUCCGGCUAAUAAUGACAUCUACCAGGUGUCAUUCAACCCCCAAGAUAACACCCAGAUCUGCGUCGUUGGUAAUGGCAUCUUCAAGCUCUACCGCUACAGUGAGGGGAACCUCAAACAGUUUGCUUUCCAGAAGCUUGAACCUCAGAACUACCUCUCCCAAGCAUGGGUCUCGGAUGAGAGGGUGAUCGUAGGCACAGACAUGGGCAAGCUCCUGCUGUUUGAGGCUGGAGAGCUUAGGAAUGAGAUGACGGUCCAAGUUAGCUCCAAGCAAGAUGCCGAUAAAUCUGCAAUGGGCACCAUUACUGAGAAUGAGGGGACCGGAGCUGCCGGCACACCUCGGAUCACUGCUAUCGUCUCAUCAUCUAAAGGAUUCGCGUGCUCAGCUGGUCAUGGGGUUGUAGUCGUCUAUGAGAAAACAGAGGACAAGGAUUCGUACAAGAAAUCCAGAGAGAUACGGAUUGUCAACAAUGCUCUAGGAGCAGAUGACAGCAGAGCGGAGAGCCAUGAGAUAAGAACUCUGACUAUCAGCCCAUCCGAGGAAACCUUAAUCGCCAGCACACUUACAAAUCAGCUCUAUGCCAUCACGCUGUCCAGUGCAGAGAUUGGCAAGGGAGACCAAGCAACAUUUGAAGUUCUAUCCCAGCCGUUCCAUUUUGAUAUAAUCACCGGCCUUGAUGUGUGUAUCAGAAAGCCUCUCGUAGCAACUUGCUCCACAGACAGAUCUGUGCGUGUUUGGAACUAUGAAACAUGUUCACUGGAGCUAUACAAAGAGUUUCAGGAGGAGGCCUACAGCAUCGCUCUUCAUCCAUCUGGUCUCUACAUCCUGGUGGGUUUCAGUGAUAAGCUUCGUCUGAUGAAUCUACUCAUCGAUGACAUCAAGAAGUUCAAGGAAUUCCCCAUCAGAGGAUGCAGAGAGUGCUCCUUCAGCAAUGGUGGUCAUCUGUUUGCCGCUGUGCAUGGCAAUGUCAUCCAGAUCUACUCAUCAACAACAUUUGAGAAUGUCUCCAAUCUCAAAGGCCACAAUGGAAAGGUGAGGUCCGUUAUAUGGAGCUCCGAUGACAGCAAGAUCAUCUCUUGCGGUAUGGACGGUGCUGUAUAUGAAUGGAAUGCCUUCUCAGGCAAGCGAGAGGGUGAGAGUGUCCUCAAGUCCUGUAGCUAUACCUGUGUGACCUCCAGCCCCGAUGGAAAGGUCACCUUUGCCGUGGGCUCUGACAGGACCCUCAAGGAAAUAUCAGAUUCACAGAUCCUUCGUGAAGUGGAUUCUAACGAGACCACUCUCUCUCAAGUUGUCAUGUCACAUAGUGGGCGGAUGUUGUUCGCUGGUACCGGUAACGGGACCCUGCGCUCCAUGAAGUUCCCUCUCACUGUACCAGGUGAAUGGCAGGAGCAUAUGGGACAUGGAGGAGGCAUCACAAAGAUGAGGAUCACAUAUGAUGACCAGUACCUCAUCACCAUCUCAGAGGAUGCAGUACUUAUGAUCUGGAAGAUCAAUGAUAAAGAAGGACGUGGUCUCAAGAGAACAGACAAGGAGGUUGGCUACGCGGAGGAAAUCCUCAUCACCAAGACCGACCUAGAAGACAAGAACCAAGAGAUGGGCGAGCUGAAGCAGCGAGUGGAGGAACUCAAGAUGGAAAACGAAUACCAGCUGAGGCUGAAGGACAUGAACUACAACGAGAAGAUCAAGGAGCUGACGGAGAAGUUCAUCCAAGAGAUGGAGUCUCUCAAGACCAAGAACCAGGUCCUCAAGACAGAGAAGGACAAGGAGGAGGCCAAGCACGACGAGGAGCUGGCGGAGACGAUGGAGAAGCAUGCCAAGGAGCUUCAGGAUCUUGAAUCUGCCAACAACCAGAAAUUGAUGAUAGAGUAUGAGAAGUACCAGGAGCUGCAGUCUAAGAGUCAGAAGAUGCAGGAGGAUUACGAGAGACAGCUGGCCGAGAUGGAAGAAUCCAAGGAGCAGGCCCUGGAGGAGCUCACCGAGUACUAUGAGACCAAGCUACAGGAGAAAACAACACUCCUGGAUCAGGCCACAGAGGAGUCCCGUCAGCAGCAGCGUGAGUAUGAGGAGACCAAGAAACAGAUUGAAGAGGAUGCUGAUAGGGAGAUCUUAGACAUCAAGAACAAGUAUGAAAGAAGACUGAGAGACGAGAAGGAAGCUAACAUGAGACUCAAGGGAGAGACAGGCAUCAUGAGGAAAAAGUUCACCAGUCAGCAGAAGGAGAUAGAGGAUCACAAGGAUGAGAUCAAGAAGCUUCAGAAUGAGCAGACCAAGCUUCAAGGUGUCAUCAAGUCACUGGAGAAGGAUAUCUAUGGGCUCAAGAAGGAGAUCCAAGAGAGAGAUGAGACCAUUCAAGAUAAGGAGAAGCGCAUCUAUGACCUGAAGAAGAAGAACCAGGAGCUCGAGAAGUUCAAGUUUGUCCUGGACUACAAGAUCAAGGAGCUGAAGAAGCAGAUCGAGCCCAGGGAGAACGACAUCAAGGACAUGAAGGAGCAGAUCCAGGAGAUGGAGAGCGAGCUGGAGCGCUUCCACAAGCAGAACACCCAGCUGGAGCUGAACAUCACCGAGCUCAGGCAGAAGCUCAAGGCCACCGAGAAGGAGAUGCUGAUGGAGAGACAGAAGGUGCGAGACAUGGAUGCCAUCAGCAGGCGAUUCAAGACAGAUCUUCACAACUGUGUAGGCUUCGUGCAGGAGCCCAAGAAGCUCAAGGAAAGCAUCAAGGCACUCUACCAGAAGCAUGUACAGGAUGACACAAUGGAGUCGGCCAGCGUUGAUGCAGACAUCCAGAGGGAGUAUAGCAGACAGAGGAAACAUCUGGAGCAGAGCGUAGCCUCCCUACGUAAGAAGCUCACCAAGGAUACAGAGAUCCAUAGAGCAGAUAAUGUCAGAAUCAUGCAGGAAAAUGUUUCACUGAUCAAGGAGAUCAAUGACCUGAGGAGAGAGCUCAAGAUUGCCCGCACCCAGGUCCACGAUCUGGAGGCCGCCCUCGGAAUCAACAAGAAGAACAAGACCCCCGCCCAAGAUCUGACCUCCGUACCCAACGGAUCCAUCGUCUCCGGCCUAGCCUCCAGAGAGGGUCGCAACGACGAGAACGUCAAGAUCAUCGAGAUGCAGCGAGAGGAGAUCCGUAAGCUGAGGACCGCACUUACAGACGCAGAGCAGUUUGCAACGCAGAGACCGCCGUCAGGUGCGAGGCUCCCUCCUGUACUCGCACAAUAGUUGAUGUAUACAACCUGUAUGUAGAGUAUAUUCUAGACUUUAUUGUAGAUUCUUCAGAAUCACUUGGAGGUGUGAGACGCUAUAGUUUUUUCCCCUCCAAAAAAAAGGAUUUAUAUUGAUGCCAGGCUCAUGAAUCACCUCACCUAUAUUCUAGAACACAAAGAAUCAUCCUUUGGGUUGAUAACUGAAGCUCCCAAUCGUUGGAGAGUUAAUUGCGCUGUUCUUUCAAAUUUGCAUACCAUUUUGAAUAUCACCUUGUCAAAGAUUCAACAUAUUUUUCACAUCAUUCCUUGUUUUACAUCAGUCAGCCUUCCAAGUUUACUCCAUAUUCUUGUAUGGAAUCCUCACACCUUGAAACAGAAUGCAACCAACUGUGCCUGAAUGCAUUGUUAAGAUGACAGAUCAUGUUAACGUUCACACAUUAGUGCACAUUUGCACUUUGAUGUCUCUCUUGCAAAUUCAAGAUAACUUAAGUCAUUGUCAAGGAAGAAUUAAAGACAGGUGUAAAAGAAAACAAUGAUACAUUGUCUUUGCCAGCAUUGUAAACUUUGAUUCUUUUCCAAGGGUUGUGUCUCAUGAAAUGAGUCAUUGGACUGAACCUUGCAAAAGAAGAAUGAACAUUAUCAGCAUUUAAUUAAAUUUGCUUCUGUGACAGUUUAUUCUCAUACUCUAUUCAGGGUUCUUAUUCCUUACAAAUGUUUAGAUCGUUUGUCCAUUUUCUACUGAAAUUUAAACCAGACAGUGGGUCUAAAAGCUUUGUCUAAAUUAAAGUUUCAAGAAAUAAAGUAGACCUAGAUUUAAAAAAAAAAAAUUGGUCCCUUUAUUAACUGGUGUAACUGACUGAUGAACCUAGUUCAUAGGCAUUGGCAUUUACUCAAGCAAUGAUUGUACGGAUAACACAUUGCAUGGUUUGUAACCUCAGCCGUAAGAAGGAGGAGCAUCUUUAAACCAUGUGCACCCAUGCCCUUUACCAUGGCCAGCAUAGGUCGCAGGCAGCCAAAGUCAUUCAGUUUUCAUGGGCCUGUAAAUUGAUCCUCGUGGUAUGUGGGUGGUAUUACUUCAUAGGCAGAGCUGACUCCAGUGAUCUGUUCCAUCAAAUAAAUGCCUUGCUGCCAUGAUGCUUCGACUAACAGAUUAUGAAACUUUUUGAAAAAUUGGCUUCCAAACAGAUAUUCCAGUGCGUAUUCACACAAGAUAUUACCUGUCUUUCAAACUGCCUUUACAGUGUGAUGCAACUUUCCACCUUACCCAAAAACUUUAUAUAAAGUUUAUGAUGUACUGUGUAAAGACAUGAACUGAUUCCUGUCUCUAUCUCUCUUACUCACACUUGAUGUUAUUAAUUAAACUUUGAACAUUAUUUCCUCACAAAUGACACAUUGCUUUUAACUAGAGAUAAGGAGAACACCUAUUAAACGUUUUUGAAUUACAACAAAAUGAAGAAAUCAAAAGAAGAUGUUUUGCAAAAUUGAGAGAACAUCAAUUUUGGAAAGAAAGUCAUUGGACCUGCAACACCCGAUUAAUGUAAGCAGCCUAGAAACCGAAUAUACAACCAAUUUUGGAACUGGUCAUGUGACUCAAUCUUUCAUAUAAUCUAAAAACAUCCUCAAAAGAAACUGAAUAUUUAAAAACAACAGUGAGCACAGCAAUGAAAGCUAGGCACUGCACUUUCCAAACUCAUUUUUUUUUUUGUAUUGAACUUUUUAUGAUGUUGUAGGCUUCAAGCUAAACAAUGGAUCUCUCCAAAUUAUGAACUUGUGAGUCAUGCACAACAAAGUUGUUAAUUGAUAGCUUCCUAUCUGUUUAGAUGGCAAGUCUGUUUUACUCACCAUGAGGUGUGGGAGAGAGAGAGAGAGAGCAAGCAAGAUAUGUGCUGUCAGCGAGACCAUAACAUGAGACCAUGUGAAACCAAGCACUUAACAUUCCAAAAUGUUCUCGUACAUGUCUGCUUGUCAUCGAGUUAAAUUAUUCCUGAAUGAAAUGUUCAUAGAUCUUUUUCAUUACAUCAUUUUCUGUGGUAUGUACUUUCUAUCUUGUAUUUUGAUAGAAAAAUGUGUGCAAGUUUGAAUUCAAUAUUGCUCAUAUCUCAAGAUUUGCACAAACUGCUCAAUUUUGUAUAUCUCUUGCAAAAUUUCUUUUUUAGGAUAGAUAGUGCGUCGCUGAAUGCAAGUUUGAUUAUUGAAAACUGAAUGUGCAUGAGAACAGACCCAUUUAUUUAAGAUGGUAAUGUUCACAUGCAAAGCUGUAUAUGAAAAUUUCAAGAUUUACACGAGACAAUGAAUCUCUGAAGUAAUGACACAUGCAUCCUCUUGAACCUUGAUUAUAUUUAGAUUACUAUCUCCCACUAAUAAUGAUGAACUCUUUCUAUCUGUUGGCUCACUUUUUGAGCCAAAAUGGGGCAUAAGGCUUUCCACAGCAUAUUCAUUGUUGAGCCUAUGCUGAUUUAGCAAGUGUUGAAGUGAUCGGUGCUGAUGUCAUACAUUAAUAUGGGAGGAAGUAUGGCACGUGAAGAGAAAGAGGAACAUUCUUUUGUUUUGAGUCAUAUAACCGCACUUCCUGUCGCAAGUUAUGAAUCAA
Molecule: messenger RNA, 6371 nt
Organism: Strongylocentrotus purpuratus (purple sea urchin)
Lineage: Eukaryota; Metazoa; Echinodermata; Echinoidea; Camarodonta; Strongylocentrotidae
Product: cilia- and flagella-associated protein 57
Exons: 19
Coding region: 138-3797 (1219 amino acids)
Molecular function (GO): protein binding
Source: RefSeq, a predicted model, not a curated record